Molecule: messenger RNA, 1755 nt
Organism: Morchella importuna
Lineage: Eukaryota; Fungi; Ascomycota; Pezizomycetes; Pezizales; Morchellaceae
Exons: 5
Coding region: 1-1755 (584 amino acids)
Biological process (GO): intracellular transport
Cellular component (GO): cytoplasm; nuclear pore
Molecular function (GO): GTPase activator activity
Source: RefSeq, a predicted model, not a curated record
AUGACGAAGGGCGGGGUGACAACCGACGCGUUGGACGCAGAGCCUCUUCCCCCUAUAUCCCCACCACAGCACUCAGAUCCCCAUAGCAGCAACAACGGAAACGGGGCUCAUAUUAUCAACGGGACAGAUAUGGAAAAUGCGAUUAAGCCGGCUGAUUCUCCACAAGACGAGGAAGAUGAUUCGAAAUCCACUACUAGCGAGCAGGACAAUGAACGUGUUCGGGAAAAACUCAAAAAGACAUCUAUCGCAAAUGUUCGAUCCGACUCCUCCCUUGCUGGUGAACACGGCGAGAAGGACGAUGCACUGAGCAAUGCCGUCUCAGAAGCAGAUCAAGACAUGAGCGAUGGAAAAGAAGACGAUACUCGACGGCGGAGGAAGAGAAGUUUCGACGAGACCGAGGGCGACGGGGAUGGGGAUGGUGGUGCAAGGAUCAACGCCCCCGGCACAGGGUUCACGAACGGAAAAGGAACUCCACCAACACAUCCUGAAGAAGACGAAAUCAUGUCACAGGGUGAGGAGGAGGCAAGCACAUCGAUCACCAGCCCCCGAAAACUGGAGAGAAAGAGAGGCAGAGGCAGGCUCGAUGAGGAUGAAAAGGAUAAGGAAGUGGACCCCAAAAAGAAAAUUUCUAGGAAAGAGGAGGAAUGGAACAGAGUAGUCGAGAAGAGCAUGCCAUCUACGAACAGGGGAACCACAAGUGUUAAUGUUUCUACCUCUGGCAUGGCCAACGGCGGAGACCUUGUCACUGUUGAAACAGCCACUGUGAAGUCUUCAGAGGGAGAGCUCCCCACAAACAGCGGAUUUGCAAACACAUCUGCAAAGUCUCCCUUUGCCACUGCAGGUUCUGGCGCCAAGCCACUUUUCGGACCAGGUACCAGCGCUUCCGAUCUGUUCAAGAAUUCGAAAUUCGGCGCCGCAUCUUCGUCAACAGCGUCUCCAUUUGCAUCAGCGUCUCCAUUUGCAUCGACAAGUUCGUUUUCUCCAUCUCCAUUUGGUUCUAUAAAUGCACAGUCAUCUGGGUCAGCGAGUCCUUUUGGAGCUGGCGGAUUAAAUUGUGGCAGUAAGGCCAAGCCCUCCGGAUUCGGCACGGGGUUCAGCAGCGGAUAUGGCCCCUCUGGUUUUGCAGCCCUUGCCUCGAAAUCGGGUGAUGUUAUUUCGUCGGCACCCAAAUUAACGAAGCCGCUUGGUGGCAUCUCAGCGAAGCCGUUCGGAGCACCUGAUGAAGAUGACAAAAACACAAGCGACGAAGACGAUGAGGGAAGUGAUGGGGAUGCUGAUGAAAAGAAAGAGGAGCCCACAGCUGAUGAAAAGGCUGAAAUCUUCACAGAGCAAGAGGUUGUAACUGGUGAGGAGAAUGAGAUGACCAUCUUUAAAACCCUUGGCAAAAUUUUCUUCUUCGACAAAGAAAACAAACAGUGGAAAGAGCGCGGUCGCGGGACUCUCAAGCUCAACAGAACUAUUCCUUUCUCUGGAGAUGAUGAUGAAGAAGCAGGCGCUGGAGAGAAGUUUAAAGAUAGUGCGAGAUUGAUCAUGAGGACGGAAGGGACAUAUCUGGUCGUUUUAAACGUACCAAUCUACAAAGGCAUGAAAAUAGGCGGCGAUUCGAGUGGCAGCGUGCCAACAUCGAAUCAAUUGUACUUCAUGACCCUGGAAAACGGAACUCCAAUACAGAUGAUUAUUAAGUGUAAAUCAACAACUAUCGCGAAGGAGCUGCAUAAACAUGUUAGCGACUUGCAAGAAGAGUUGUUCACAUAG